This is a messenger RNA of Gorilla gorilla gorilla (western lowland gorilla), 3444 nucleotides long. RefSeq names its product endogenous retrovirus group K member 6 Env polyprotein-like. Gene Ontology annotation, molecular function: structural molecule activity. The record is from RefSeq and is a predicted model, not a curated record. The transcript has 2 exons. Bases 578 to 2677 code for a protein of 699 amino acids. Lineage: Eukaryota; Metazoa; Chordata; Mammalia; Primates; Hominidae.
AUGGAAUGUCUCGGUAUAAAACCCGAUUGUAUGCUCCAUCUACUGAGAUAGGGAAAAACCGCCUUAGGGCUGGAGGUGGGACCUGCGGGCAGCAAUACUGCUUUGUAAAGCAUUGAGAUGUUUAUGUGUAUGCAUAUCUAAAAGCACAGCACUUAAUCCUUUACAUUGUCUAUGAUGCAAAGACCUUUGUUCACGUGUUUGUCUGCUGACCCUCUCCCCACUAUUGUCUUGUGACCCUGACACAACCCCCUUUUCUUUAAGCACCCAGGAAUGAUCAAUAAAUACUAAGGGAACUCAGAGGCUGGCGGGAUCCUCCAUAUGCUGAACGCUGGUCCCCCGGGUCCCCUUAUUUCUUUCUCUAUACUUUGUCUCUGUGUCUUUUUCUUUCCUAAGUCUCUCGUUCCACCUUACGAGAAAGACCCACAGGUGUGUAGGGGCAACCCACCCCUACAUCUGGUGCCCAACGUGGAGGCUUUUCUCUAGGGUGAAGGUACGCUCGAGCGUGGUCAUUGAGGACAAGUCAACGAGAGAUCCCGAGUACAUCUACAGUCAGCCGUACGACAUUUGAAGUUCUACAAUGAACCCAUCGGAGAUGCAAAGAAAAGCACCUCCGCGGAGACGGAGACACCGCAAUCGAGCACCGUUGACUCACAAGAUGAACAAAAUGGUAACGUCAGAAGAACAGAUGAAUUUGCCAUCCACCAAGAAGGCAGAGCCGCCGACUUGGGCACAACUAAAGAAGCUGACGCAGUUAGCUACAAAAUAUCUAGAGAACACAAAGGUGACACAAACCCCAGAGAGUAUGCUGCUUGCAGCCUUGAUGAUUGUAUCAACGGUGGUAAGUCUCCCUAUGCCUGCAGGAGCAGCUGCAGCUAAUUAUACCUACUGGGCCUAUGUGCCUUUCCCGCCCUUAAUUCGGGCAGUCACAUGGAUGAAUAAUCCUAUAGAAGUAUAUGUUAAUGAUAGUGUAUGGGUACCUGGCCCCACAGAUGAUCGCUGCCCUGCCAAACCUGAGGAAGAAGGGAUGAUGAUAAAUAUUUCCAUUGGGUAUCGUUAUCCUCCUAUUUGCCUAGGGAGAGCACCAGGAUGUUUAAUGCCUGCAGUCCAAACUUGGUUGGUAGAAGUACCUACUGUCAGUCCCAUCAGUAGAUUCACUUAUCACAUGGUAAGCGGGAUGUCACUCAGGCCACGGGUAAAUUAUUUACAAGACUUUUCUUAUCAAAGAUCAUUAAAAUUUAGACCUAAAGGGAAACCUUGCCCCAAGGAAAUUCCCAAAGAAUCAAAAAAUACAGAAGUUUUAGUUUGGGAAGAAUGUGUGGCCAAUAGUGCGGUGAUAUUACAAAACAAUGAAUUCGGAACUAUUAUAGAUUGGGCACCUCGAGGUCAAUUCUACCACAAUUGCUCAGGACAAACUCAGUCGUGCCCAAGUACACAAGUGAGUCCAGCUGUUGAUAGUGACUUAACAGAAAGUUUAGACAAACAUAAGUAUAAAAAAUUACAGUCCUUCUACCCUUGGGAAUGGGGAGAAAAAGGAAUCUCUACCCCAAGACCAAAAAUAAUAAGUCCUGUUUCUGGUCCUGAACAUCCAGAAUUAUGGAGGCUUACUGUGGCCUCACACCACAUUAGAAUUUGGUCUGGAAAUCAAACUUUAGAAACAAGAGAUCGUAAGCCAUUUUAUACUAUCGACCUAAAUUCCAGUCUAACAGUUCCUUUACAAAGUUGCGUAAAGCCCCCUUAUAUGCUAGUUGUAGGAAAUAUAGUUAUUAAACCAGACUCCCAGACUAUAACCUGUGAAAAUUGUAGAUUGUUUACUUGCAUUGAUUCAACUUUUAAUUGGCAACACCGUAUUCUGCUGGUGAGAGCAAGAGAGGGCGUGUGGAUCCCUGUGUCCAUGGACCGACCGUGGGAGGCCUCGCCAUCCGUCCAUAUUUUGACUGAAGUGUUAAAAGGUGUUUUAAAUAGAUCCAAAAGAUUCAUUUUUACUUUAAUUGCAGUGAUUAUGGGAUUAAUUGCAGUCACAGCUACGGCUGCUGUAGCAGGAGUUGCAUUGCACUCUUCUGUUCAGUCGGUAAACUUUGUUAAUGAUUGGCAAAAAAAUUCUACAAGAUUGUGGAAUUCGCAAUCUAGUAUUGAUCAAAAAUUGGCAAAUCAAAUUAAUGAUCUUAGACAAACUGUCAUUUGGAUGGGAGACAGACUCAUGAGCUUAGAACAUCGUUUCCAGUUACAGUGUGACUGGAAUACGUCAGACUUUUGCAUUACACCCCAAAUUUAUAAUGAGUCUGAGCAUCACUGGGACAUGGUUAGACGCCAUCUACAGGGAAGAGAAGAUAAUCUCACUUUAGACAUUUCCAAAUUAAAAGAACAAAUUUUUGAAGCAUCAAAAGCCCAUUUAAAUCUGGUGCCAGGAACUGAGGCAAUUGCAGGAGUUGCUGAUGGCCUCGCAAAUCUUAACCCUGUCACUUGGGUUAAGACCAUCGGAAGUACGACGAUUAUAAAUCUCAUAUUAAUCCUUGUGUGCCUGUUUUGUCUGUUGUUAGUCUGCAGGUGUACCCAACAGCUCCGAAGAGACAGCGACCAUCGAGAACGGGCCAUGAUGACGAUGGCGGUCUUGUCGAAAAGAAAAGGGGGAAAUGUGGGGAAAAGCAAGAGAGAUCAGAUUGUUGCUGUGUCUGUAUAGAAAGAAGUAGACAUAGGAGACUCCAUUUUGUUCUGUACUAAGAAAAAUUCCUCUGCCUUGAGAUUCUGUUAAUCUAUAACCUUACCCCCAACCCCCUGCUCUCUGAAACAUGUGCUGUGUCAACUCAGAGUUAAAUGGAUUAAGGGCGGUGCAAGAUGUGCUUUGUUAAACAGAUGCUUGAAGGCAGCAUGCUCCUUAAGAGUCAUCACCACUCCCUAAUCUCAAGUACCCAGGGACACAAAAACUGCGGAAGGCCGCAGGGACCUCUGCCUAGGAAAGCCAGGUAUUGUCCAAGGUUUCUCCCCAUGUGAUAGUCUGAAAUAUGGCCUCGUGGGAAGGGAAAGACCUGACCGUCCCCCAGCCCGACACCCGUAAAGGGUCUGUGCUGAGGAGGAUUAGUAUAAGAGGAAGGCAUGCCUCUUGCAGUUGAGACAAGAGGAAGGCAUCUGUCUCCUGCCUGUCCCUGGGCAAUGGAAUGUCUCGGUAUAAAACCCGAUUGUAUGCUCCAUCUACUGAGAUAGGGAAAAACCGCCUUAGGGCUGGAGGUGGGACCUGCGGGCAGCAAUACUGCUUUGUAAAGCAUUGAGAUGUUUAUGUGUAUGCAUAUCUAAAAGCACAGCACUUAAUCCUUUACAUUGUCUAUGAUGCAAAGACCUUUGUUCACGUGUUUGUCUGCUGACCCUCUCCCCACUAUUGUCUUGUGACCCUGACACAACCCCCUUUUCUUUAAGCACCCAGGAAUGAUCAAUAAAUACUAAGGGAACUCA